AUGGAUGGUGAUGCCAAAUUUUACUACUUCCAGUCCCUUGUGCGGCUUGGAUACAAGGAAAUCGAGAUAUCAUAUCCCUCAUCAUCCCAAACCGAUUUUGACUUCACCAGACGUCUCUCUACCAGUCCUGGAGAGGUGCCGGAUGAUGUCUGGAUUCAGGUCAUGGCUCCAUGCCGAGAAGAGCUGAUUCGCAGGACGGUUGAAUCGGUACGAGGCGCUAACAAAGUCAUUGUCCAUCUCCAUUUAUCCACUUCCGAAUGCUUCCGACGGAUCGUUUUCAACAAGACAGAGGAGGAAAUGAUAGAUCUCGCGGUUCGCUGCACGCGGCUGCUCCGAGAGUUGACUAAAGAUUCUCCUGAUCCUGAGGUUCGACAGACUGAAUGGACUUACGAGUUUACGCCCGAGAACUUUCAACACACAUCUGUGGAAUUUGCGGUUGAAAUCUGCGAGGCAGUGAAAGCAGUUUGGGAACCAACAGAGCAGAAUCAGAUUAUAUUUAACUUGCCUUCCACGAUAGAAGUGGCAAUGCCAAACGUCUUCGCGGACCAGAUAGAGACUUUCUGCGACAGCAUCACAGAGCGAGAAAAGGUGUGUGUCUCUUUACACACCCACAAUGAUCGUGGCUGCGCCGUAGCUGCCGCAGAGAUGGCCCAGUUGGCCGGGGCAGAUCGAGUAGAGGGAUGUCUUUUCGGGAACGGCGAACGCACCGGAAAUGUGGACUUGGUAACCCUGGCCUUAAACCUGUAUACACAAGGUGUCCAUCCUGGGAUCGACUUUAGCGAUAUAAAUCAGGUGGUAACCAUGGUUGAGGAAUUGACCAAGGUACCGGUGCCCUUACGAGCUCCGUACGCCGGGAAAUACGUAUUUUGCACCUUCACAGGUACCCACCAAGAUGCUAUCCGGAAAGGAUACAAACGCCGACGUCUUGAGAACAAGGAAGGAGAGCUCCAGAAAUGGGAAAUGCCGUAUCUUCCAAUGGACCCGGAGGACCUUGGCAGGAAGCACGAAGCGAUCAUCCGUGUCAACUCGCAGAGUGGAAAGAGUGGUAUUGCCUGGCUUGUCAAGGAGGUUUUCGAUAUUGACAUGCCUCUGGAGCUCGAGCUCUUAUUCACCCGAGUUGUGCAAGACCAUGCUAAUAAGACUGGCCUUGAAGUCACUACCAAGAUGAUCAAGGACCAUUUCGAAACGAACUACAUGCUCGUGAACUCAUCUGAACUCCAACUUCUGAGCUGUAAUGUCGACCAGGGUGAUACUGAUUCCAAUGUAACUCAACCCGUCACGAACAGACAUGCCGCAAAUGGACAUAGCACACAUGGAAAGUCCACGAAUGGAGAGAAUGUGAAUGGGUAUGCCACAAAUGGCCAUGCCAAUGGUAAUACUUCCAUGAAUGGAAACAGCACCAACGGGACUGCCAAGAAGCGGAAAAUCACAAACGGGGGUUUCCAUGAAAGCGCCACGAAUAAAAAAGCAAAUGAAAACACCAAAAAUGGAAAUUACUCUGUAUCCCUGCAAGCCAGCGUCGCGAUAAACGGUGCUCGGCAUAAUAUUCGGGGCUCGGGUCCCGAGCUGAUCACAAGUAUAACGGAUGCUGCAUCCGACCUCGGCUUUAGUUUUGACUUGUUGGACCAUAAGACCCAGAUCCUUGACAGUAAACCAAAUACUCCUAGACAGACUGUGAGCUUUGUCAAGUUGGGUUCGGGGAAAAUGCCCGUUGCGUGGGGCGUUGGUAUCCAUGAGGACCCUGUGUGGGCUUCCAUGCAGGCGGUUUUGAAGGCGGGUGAGAAUCUGAGAGUAGCUGAUAGCAUUUGA
This is a messenger RNA of Aspergillus tanneri, 1809 nucleotides long. RefSeq lists its product as uncharacterized. The coding region runs from base 1 to 1809 and encodes 602 amino acids. Gene Ontology annotation, biological process: L-leucine biosynthetic process. Gene Ontology annotation, cellular component: mitochondrion. Lineage: Eukaryota; Fungi; Ascomycota; Eurotiomycetes; Eurotiales; Aspergillaceae. The transcript is spliced from 2 exons. Gene Ontology annotation, molecular function: 2-isopropylmalate synthase activity. The record is from RefSeq and is a predicted model, not a curated record.